Molecule: messenger RNA, 2070 nt
Organism: Capronia epimyces CBS 606.96
Lineage: Eukaryota; Fungi; Ascomycota; Eurotiomycetes; Chaetothyriales; Herpotrichiellaceae
Exons: 4
Coding region: 1-2070 (689 amino acids)
Biological process (GO): DNA-templated transcription; regulation of DNA-templated transcription
Molecular function (GO): DNA-binding transcription factor activity, RNA polymerase II-specific; zinc ion binding; DNA binding
Source: RefSeq, a predicted model, not a curated record
AUGCAGCUUAACAACCAGCCCAACAACUCAUCACGAAGUAAAGCCCGCCGUCCUUCCUACGAUCCUCUGAAACGGUCACCGCUAGCCUGCAACCGUUGUCGCGGCCGAAAACAGAAAUGUUUGGGGAUACCACCUCACCCUUGCACUGCUUGUGAAGAUGCCGGCGUUGAAUGCACGUAUACCGAGAAUGAGAGGCGUAUUCCUGUCCCAGAAAGCUAUCUCCUCGAGCUCCAGGCACGAGCCCAACUUGCCGAUAAUUCCACAAGGUCUAGACAGAGCAGCGACGCAUCUCCCUUCAAGACCCAGAUUGAGCCCGACAGAGAUGACGAUGCCUGGUGGUACAAAGGAAUGGACAAUCUGUUCCUGACAAAGUCUGGAGAGAGGCAUUAUGUUGGCACAGCCUCGUCGACCUAUCUUGCCCAAAAGCUCAAUCCGACACCGGACAACAAUUUGUCCUGGGACGUUCAUCCAAUGUACAAAGAUCCUUCCUCCCUGCGACGUCCCCAAAAUCGGGUCCUACCACAACUGCCUCCAUACGACUUCGCUAAACGCCUCUUUGGGGCUCAAUACAUCUAUAUCGGCACAAUUUUCUCCUUUCUGCAGCCUCGAACCUUCGAAGACAGACUCCAGCGAGUCUACACCAAUCCCCCCGACCUAGAAAAUAUCGAGGAGUGUCUCGCCUACUGCCAAAUUCUGCUGAUCUUCGCAUACGGCCAGAUGUACUCUGUCAAUCAAUGGUCAGGAAGUGAUGGCCCCCCUGGAUUCACUUACUUCAAGCACGCUUUGUGGCUCCUUCCAGAUAUCCAUCAGGAAGGCUCUGUCCUAUUCGUGGAGGUGUUAGGUCUCCUCUCACCCUAUUUACAGAAUUUGAAUCGAAAAGAUGCUGCCUUUCUCUACAUCGGCCUGGCCCUAAGAAUGGCCAUCUCUCUUGGUCUCCAUCAAGAGGUGGACGACCCUGGAAUGGAUGUGGUCGAGAGAGAACAUCGACGAAGGGUUUGGUGGUCUGUCUAUAGUAUGGACAGGAUUCUGUCAGUCAAAUCGGGGAAUCCAGUAUCCAUCCACGACGAAGAUAUUGACAUCGCCUUGCCAAGCCCCAUACCAGGAGUUGAGCCCGAAUUCUCGCCUCCCCGGGUCAUGGCACACUAUACCCAGCUGUCAAGGAUUCUCGGAAGGAUUGGUGAGGGCAUUUACCGGAAGAAAUCCAAGUCAGGAACAAGCUUGCUUGCUUCUGUCCAAAGCAUCAUGAACGAUCUAUCAAACUGGCUGAAACACGUGCCACCGGAGCUAAGAAUUGAUUUCAAGGCGCUGGACCGACCUCUCUCACGGGAAGGGGUCUCGACAUUCCUUCACUAUUACCAGUGCAUUAAUAUGACAGCAAGGCCGCUGUUGCUCUACGUCAUUCAGAGAAGGCUGGAAGCCCUUGCCAGUGGAACAGCUUCGCCCACCUGGAAGCAAGGACUUUCCCCGAGCGUCGUGGCAGUGAUCGACAGCGCCAUUACCGCUGCUAGCGCUGGCACUAUGAUCAUGAGCGCGGCAGCGAAGCAAAAUCUCUUUGCAACCUAUGGCUUCAUGGAUGGAGAGCACGCCUUUUCGGCAUCCUUGACUCUUGUCAUGAUCAAUGUUGCCUUUCCAUACGACGACAGAAAUGCAAGAUCCAUGGAGACUGCACUUUCUGUCCUACAAGGCAUGGCGCAGAAGGGGAACGAGUAUAUCCAAGCUCGGCUGGCACUUCUGAUAAGCCUUCGUUCCUCGAUUGGGCCACGAGCUUCAAGUUACAGGCAUCUAACAGAACCGCCCGCGACACUGACCAACUUCCCGGGCAGAAGCCCAAGUCAGGGUGCACAAUAUGCAGGUUUGCCCUUGGACGCGCCACAGCCUUUGCGGGAGACCAGUCCACAGUUUGACAAUAGUUUCCAACCCCUACAAGAUAUUGCCCUCAACCUUGACACGGAGGACGACCCCACCUUCUGGGAAGAAAUAUCUGGAACUAUUGACAUUGAUAUGGACAGCACUGGCUGGAUCGAGAACGCGUUACGAAAUGAAGCCUAUCAAUUUCAGCACAGUAUGUAG